UUUCAUGUAAAUAUCUGCAAUUUUCCUCAUAUUGACACUAUCCUGUUCUUGAAUAUUCAUUGCAUAUCUUCUUUUUUUCAUUAUUUUCUUAAUUUUCAUCUUUUUUUUCAUGUAAAAAUCUGCAAUUUUCUCCAAAUCUGCAAUUCCCAUUCUAAAACUAAUUGCAUAUAUUCGUCUUUAUUCUCUUUCUUGCACCUUCUUCAAUACUAUUUUCUUAUUCAUUAUCAUUCUUUUAUGUGUCCUCAUCUCUUUCUAAAUUAUUUUUCUCACUUUUUUCAUCUUCAUCAUUAUAUCUUUUUUUAGAUUAAUAGUUUCUUUAAUCAACUUCUUCUUCUUAAUUUUCAUGUAAAAAUCUACAUCUAUCUCCAUAUUUACAAAAACCUUAUUUCUUAAAAUCAAUACAUGCUUUUUAGCCCCUUUUAGAUAUAGUUCUUUAUUAGUUGCUUGAAACAUCAGAUUAAUUUUAAUCUGAAACUUAAUCAGAGUUAUUAUUAUAAUUUUCUUCAUGUAAAAACCUGCAUUUAUCACCAUACGAACAAUUACCAUAUUAAAAAUCAUUGCAAACUUUUUGUUUUUAUUUAAAAGGAUUCCUUUGUAUUUAAUUAGGAUUUUAAUGCGAAAA
Ichthyophthirius multifiliis is the source of this 622-nucleotide messenger RNA. RefSeq lists its product as hypothetical. NCBI's taxonomy places the organism in Eukaryota, Ciliophora, Oligohymenophorea, Hymenostomatida. The transcript has a single exon. The record is from RefSeq and is a predicted model, not a curated record.